GGGAAGAGGCGGGGCGUCCAGAAAAACCUCAAAGGGACGGGAGACCUCAGAGAUUAUCCCAGUCACGCAGGGAAGCAGGAACGGAAGACAGAGAGGGUCUAAGCCAGGAUCACCCCGAGGAUUCUCGGGAGGCAGAAUCUGAACGCAGUUCUCGACGUGCUCUGGCCAGGCAACCCCGCCCUCCAGCUCCGGCCCCGGCCCGACGUCCCAGUCCCUCUCGGCCCGGCACUCGUCUCCGGAGAUGACAGCAAGCAAGCGCGCGGCCAAGGAACUGGAAGCGCUUCAGGAAAACCUUCCGAGUUACCUUCGGGACCUGCGCAGUGAAAAUUCCAAUGUACUUAUAUGGAACGCAGUGCUCCUCCCGGACCGAGAACCCUACAACCUUAGAGCUUUCAAGUUCAGAAUCACCUUUCCCCGGGACUAUCCCUUAAGCCCUCCCCAUCUGAAAUUCAUAACCAAGAUGUAUCACCCCAAUGUGACUGAGGAUGGAGAGGUGUGCCUGCCCAGAAUCAAUGGGAAGUGGAUGAUCUCUACUAAAGUCUAUGAAGUACUGGAGGAUCUCAAGUUGCUGGUGAACACGCCAAACCCAGAUCUACCGCUUCGGGUCAAGCUUGCUGACUUGUAUAUUCAGAACCCAGAACAGUUCAUGAAGAAUGCCAAGAAAUUCACUCUCCAGUUUGGGGAAGACAGGACUACUGGCCAAUAAUUCUCUUUGUCUCCUCCCCUCCCCUGUCCUUGACUUUUCCCCAGAGAACCACUUGUCCGAUGAGUGGAGCUGUUUUCCUGGGUUGCAAUGGCUUUCUUGAUUCUAGUUUCAAGGUCUGGCCUUAAGAAAAUGGACUACGGGAGCCAGAAAAAUCUGAAAGGGCCGGCCUGGGUAUGAUGGGAAUGGGUGUGGUAUCUGUAGAUGAUAUUUGGGGAAAGUUUUAUAGCAAUUAUUUCUAUUUUGACUAAAGGAUUUUCGCCUCCCA
This is a messenger RNA of Sarcophilus harrisii (Tasmanian devil), 971 nucleotides long. RefSeq names its product ubiquitin conjugating enzyme E2 L6 (gene UBE2L6). The transcript is spliced from 4 exons. The record is from RefSeq and is a predicted model, not a curated record. NCBI's taxonomy places the organism in Eukaryota, Metazoa, Chordata, Mammalia, Dasyuromorphia, Dasyuridae. Bases 242 to 706 code for a protein of 154 amino acids.